AUGGAUGUCAUUGGACCCAUCGAACCCGUAGCCUCAAACGGGCAUCGAUUUAUUUUAGUAGCCAUCGACUACUUCACCAAAUGGGUGAAGAAAGUGGUAGCCGAUUUCGUGCAAAACAAUAUCAUGUGCCGAUUCGGUGUACCCGAGUCCAUCAUAACUGAUAAUGGGGCCACUCUGAAUAGUCAUCUACUGAAGGAUAUCUGUGAGAAAUUUAAGAUCAUUCACCGAAACUCAACAGCCUAUCGGCCACAAAUGAACGGAGUUGUAGAAGCAACCAACAAAAAUAUCAAGAGGAUAUUGAGGAAAAUGACAGACAGUUACAAAGGUUGGCACGAGCAGUUGCCUUAUGCGUUACUGGGAUACCAUACUGCAGCUAGAAUUUCAACAGGAGCAACUCCAUACCUGCUGGUCUAUGGUACUGAAGCAGUUAUACCUGUCGAGGUUAAGAUACCUUCCUUAAGGAUCAUCCAAGAAGAAGAAUUGGACGAUGUUGAAUGGGUCUGA
Molecule: messenger RNA, 504 nt
Organism: Lycium barbarum (goji berry)
Lineage: Eukaryota; Viridiplantae; Streptophyta; Magnoliopsida; Solanales; Solanaceae
Exons: 1
Coding region: 1-504 (167 amino acids)
Biological process (GO): DNA integration
Molecular function (GO): nucleic acid binding
Source: RefSeq, a predicted model, not a curated record